CAACUCCAGUGGGUCUAACAUCCAAACAUACAACAAAGCAGCAUUUCCAUUUUGAGUCAAGAACCAUGGUUUGGAAGAUUUGCCUGUUCCUCUUUCUGGCUAUUAGUUAUUCUGAUGGACAUGUCCCCUCUGGGCCACUUUUUGAAAACAUGAAAGAACAUAUAAGCAAGCUGCAGAGAGAAUUUAACACCAGUCAGCCUGAUGUUGCAGAGGGUGGUGCUAUUUUCAGGACUCAUCUGAAGAAUGCUCUAUGGUCACAGGCCCAUGAAAGAAAGAUCUUGCUCGCUCAGAUGAUUUCCAAAUACUGGGACCUGUUGACUAAUCUGAACAGCACUCAAAAUCCAAAGGACGUCAGGAGUUUGGUAGAAGCCCUGCAAGUCUAUAAAGAGAGUUACAGCGAAAGCUUGAAUAAAGCAAAAGAUCUAAUUGAGAUAGCAAAACUUCCGAUGGAUAAUGUGAAAAUCCAGCGCAAGGCAAUCACUGAAUUUUACGACGUCAUGUUGGAGGUGAACAAAGAGGAAGUUAAAAGAAAGAGGAGAAGCCGAAGGCACAAUCCCAGCAUCCCGAUGCGAUACAAAGCAAAUCCCAGAGGCUAGCCUUGUUUUUCUAC
Lacerta agilis (Sand lizard) is the source of this 610-nucleotide messenger RNA. Its product is annotated as interferon gamma-like. Gene Ontology annotation, molecular function: type II interferon receptor binding. Bases 66 to 596 code for a protein of 176 amino acids. The record is from RefSeq and is a predicted model, not a curated record. Gene Ontology annotation, biological process: immune response. Gene Ontology annotation, cellular component: extracellular region. NCBI's taxonomy places the organism in Eukaryota, Metazoa, Chordata, Lepidosauria, Squamata, Lacertidae. The transcript has 4 exons.